CUCAUCUCUCUCGAUCUGUCGCUCUCGCAGCAUCCCACGCUCUCGCUCUCUCUCUCGCUCUCACGAACUCGAUGUCCCCAAAUCGCUCGAUAUCUCACAGCAAUCGAUCUUUCACAGGCUCUCUCACGCAAUCGAUUCAAAAGGUCCGAGCAGUCAGAAGUGAUAUGGGGAAAUGCUGCGAUCUCUGGUGGAUAGUUCAUUUUCUUUCAACUACCACUCCCCUCUAGAUUGUAUAAUAUCAAAAAAUUUAUUCUACAGUUAGAAUAAUGGAGAAUAGCAUCACUCGACGCACUUCAACACAAAGGAGAUGGAGAAAAGUUGCUUAUGGAGGCAUGCAACCUGGUUUUGAUGAUAAUCAUACUGAUGAAACUUUCCUUGAAGAAAUGGUCAUGAAUGCCAAUGUUGUUAAAAGAGACAUGCUAAAAGUGAUGCUAGACUCGGUUUCCAUUUCUCAAUACCUUUGCAUUGUAGCACUUGUGGUUUUGGUUUGGACUUACACCCUUAGUUCUACCAUAACUGAAAAGUUUCUAUUAGUUCUUGAUGUCACCCUUCUUGGAUCGGGCUUCUUUGUUCUUCUGUUAACAGCCAAAAUGCUUUCUUUCAAUCUUCUUCUCAAUUAUGCCAUUAAAAUCUCUUUCUUUACAACCGGUCUAUAUGUCCUUUCUCCAAUAUAUCACACACUCACCAGAUCAAUAAGCUCGGAUUCUAUAUUGGCUUUAACCACAUCACUUGUAAUCCUCCAUCUUUUCCUGCAUAACUAUUCUGGAUCAACCGUAAAAGCUCCUGGAGCAUUGGAAAGCCCGACCUUAACCAGCAAUAUUUCUCUUAAUGCUUCCAUUGUGGCUUCGCUUUUGAUUGCUUCUCGGCUUCCGUCAAGACUUCUUGUAUUUGGUGUAAUAUUGUUCUCUUUGCAAGUUUUUCUAUUUGCGCCAUUAGUGACCUACUGUCUUAAGAAGUACUCUUUUCGGUUGCACCUGUGGUUCUCGUUCGUGUUGAUGGGUACGACACUGGGUUGUGUUUACAAGCUGCACAAAUUGUUGUUUGUAUUCCUGUUGGGGAUGCUGGUUUUUGUUAAUUUGGUGUGUCCUUAUUGGUUGAUCAGAAUUCAAGAGUACAAGUUUGAGAUCAAUGGUCCAUGGGAUGAAGCAAAGUUGUGUUUCAAUAUAACAGACUGAAAAUGUGUAUUGCAUAUUGCGUUGGGUCUAUUUUAUUAUUUUUUGUUCGUUUAAUCGGAUAUCGUUGUGCAUUAUCUUCUCUAAGCUCAAUUUUAUCAUUUAUGCCUUGUCUGAUGAAAGGUAAGGUUGUUGUAACGUUUAUCUUUUCUUUUAUGAUAAAGAGGUAGAAAGCUUUUAUC
Molecule: messenger RNA, 1354 nt
Organism: Cynara cardunculus var. scolymus (artichoke)
Lineage: Eukaryota; Viridiplantae; Streptophyta; Magnoliopsida; Asterales; Asteraceae
Product: phosphatidylinositol N-acetylglucosaminyltransferase subunit C
Exons: 2
Coding region: 267-1175 (302 amino acids)
Biological process (GO): GPI anchor biosynthetic process
Cellular component (GO): membrane; glycosylphosphatidylinositol-N-acetylglucosaminyltransferase (GPI-GnT) complex
Source: RefSeq, a predicted model, not a curated record